This is a messenger RNA of Drosophila subobscura, 11641 nucleotides long. RefSeq lists its product as uncharacterized. The record is from RefSeq and is a predicted model, not a curated record. Lineage: Eukaryota; Metazoa; Arthropoda; Insecta; Diptera; Drosophilidae. Gene Ontology annotation, biological process: regulation of transcription by RNA polymerase II.
AUUGUUCAACAACAGCAAGAAUAGGAUACAACAAGUUCAACAACACCAAUUCCAUUUAAGCAGCACAACAACAAGAGUGUUUGAAGCCAAAAAAAAGAGUUCGGCAUGAAAUGGAAGCAGCUAUACGCUCCUCUUCAGUGCAGGUCGGUGCUCCGCCGCCCACAAAUAACACCACAAACGGUGCACAGCAGCAGCAGCAACAUCAACAGCAGCAGCAGCAACACCAACAGCAGCAGCAGCAGCAGCAACAACAGCAGCACCAGCAACACCAACAACACCAACAUCAGCUUCAACAACAGCAUCAACAAUCAACAGCAGCAACACCAACAACACCAACAGCAGCAGCAGCAACACCACCAGCAUCAGCAACAGCUUCAUCAUCAUCAUCAGCAGCAGCAGCAACAGCAGCAGCAGCAGCAACAACAGCAACAACAACAACAACAACGUGUUGCAAGCAGUAGCCUGCAACACCAGCAACAGCAACAUGAUAAUGGACCAACGUCCCAUCAUUUGCAUCAAUCAUCAGCCUCCAAUCAACAGCAGCAGCAACAAAGUAAAGCAGUGCAACAGCAACACCAACAACACCAAAAGCAACAACACCAACAACAACAGCAACAACAACAACAGCAGGCUGCCAAUAUGUCCGCGUAUCAGCAGCGUCUGCCAGCCGGUGCAUCAUCGAUUCACAGGGCCCUGGAGCAGUCGCAGCAGUAUGCCAAGAGUCUGGGACACCUGCAGCAGCAGCAGCAGUCACACCAUGCCCCACAGCAGCAACAGCAGCAGCAGCCACCACCCACAUCCCAGCAGCAGCAGAUGCACCACCACCAGCAGCAGCAGCAACAGCAGCAGCAGCAGCAGCAUCACCACCAGCAGCAGCAGCAGCAGUCGUCACGUACCGCGGCCAGUCCGUUGUCGCCUCCACGUUCGGGUCCACCCGGCGGCAGCAGCAGCGCGGCAGCAGCGGCCGCUGCAGCGGCGGCCGUCAAUAAUUACACAAAGUUUGGCGAGGCGCCGCCCCCGCCCCAGCAUAGGUUCAUUACGCAGCCGGCGUUUAGCAUCGCCCCGGCGCCCACCUACCGCGAGAAUCCCUACACGCGCCUCACCCAGAUGCAGCAGCAUCAGCAGGCGGCCAUGCCGGAGUACCAGCGGGCAGCUCGGGCGGCGGUGGCGGCAGUGGCUGCCGGCGCUGGCUGUAAGUCGGGAUCGGGACCAGGUCCAGGACAGGGCUCGAGCAGCGGCUCCAACACGGGCGGCGGUGGCAGCGGCGGAGUGGUUCAGGUGCCGUCCGGCGGGGUGCUGGUCAUGGAGGCCAUGUCCCACUAUCCCAAUCAGCCAGGAUCCUCCGUUUCCAGCCAACAGCAGCAGCAGCAACAGCAGCAGCAACAGCAGCAGCAGCAGCAGGGAGGAGGCAGCGGUGGCCCCGGAGCGGGCGCAGGCGGGGCUGGCAGCGGCGGAGGCAGCAUAAUGGUGGGCAAUCUAGGGCACAUCCUCAUGCCCCGCUCGCAGGCGCUGCAGUACACCAGCGAAUACCUAACCAAUGCCACAGCAGCAGCCGUGGCGGCGGUGCAGGUCAACCAGCGUCAACAGCAACAGCAGCAGCAGCAGCAACACCAGCAGCAGGCGGAACCCUUUGGGGCAGGCGGCGGCAGCCAGCAACCGUACAAGAAGCAGCGGCUGAGCGAUGGCAAUCCCAGUGGCCUGAAUCAUCUGCCAUCACCCCACCAGCAGCAGCAGCAGCAGCAGCAACACCACCAACAGCAGCAGCAACAUCACCAGCAGCAACAGCAGCAGCAGCAUCAUCAUCAGCAGCAGCAGCAUCACCACCAGCAGCAGCAGCAGCAGCAGCAGCAGCAGCAGCGAUCCUCGCCAGCGCAGAUGCAGGCGCAGAUGAACAGCAGCCAGCGGCAGAGCAAUCACGAGCUGCACCGCCACAUGGCAGCAGCAGCAGCGGCAGCAGGAGCUGCAGGUGGCGGCCCAAUGGGAAUGCAACUGAAGGUGGAGACGUUGCCGCCCCAAAUGUCCUCAGCGGCGUCGAACACGUCACGCAUGCCGCCCGCGUCCAGCACCACCACAAUGGCCACGGGCAUGGGCAUGGGCAUGGCCAUGGGCAUGAGCACGGUGACGGUGUCCACAGCAGUGCCGAGCAGCAGCAGCAGCAGCGGCAGCGGCAGCAGCGCUGGACCGUCCACAUCCGCAGCGGCAGCAGCAGCAGCGGCGGCAGCAGCUGGCAGCAGUACUGAGGCCUACCAUCCGCAGGUGGAGGCCAUCUCGCCGACGCUGCCCAGCGACAGUGCGGUCGAUGAGCGUGGCCGGACCACCGCCAAGGAGGAUUUGCUGAUGCAGAUCCAAAAGGUGGACAACGAGAUCAAGUCCGCGGAGACGGGCAUGGAGUCGCUGCGGAAGAAGGAGAAGACGCUCAUGGAGUGGGCGGCGCAUGCCAAGCAGAAGAAAGCUCAAACAACAGCAACAACAGCAGCAGCAGCAGCAGCAGCCGCCAACAACAACAACAACAGCAGCAGCAGCAGCAGCAACAAGGACAACAACAAGAGCGUGGAGCUGGAGGUGGUGGAUCUGUCGAUGCGCAGCCAAAUGCUGGCCGAAAAGAUUUACGCGGCGAACCGAGCGACGGCCCUGGAUCGACAUUCCAUGUUGCAGCGUGCCGCUGGCUGCGGGGAUCCGCAGCAGCAGCAGCAGCAGGAGGAGCAGCAGCAGGAGCAGCAGCAGCAGCAGCUGGAGGAGCCCUACAUGCCGCUGUACAACCAACCGCUGGAUGUGGAGUCGCUGGCAUUGCUGAUAAAGCACCACCACAGCCACGUGAAGACGCCGCUGCUGCAGCACAUACGCAAGAUCAAGGCGGAGCGGUGCCAGCACCAGCAGACGCUGGUCGACAAGUACGCCAAGGAUCAGGCGGACUGGCAGCGGCGCUGCGAGCGGGCGGAGGCGAGCGCCAAGCGCAAGGCGCGCGAGGCCAAGAACCGCGAGUUCUUCGAGAAGGUGUUCACGGAGCUGCGCAAGCAGCGGGAGGACAAGGAGCGCUUCAAUCGCGUGGGCUCGCGCAUCAAGUCGGAGGCGGACCUCGAGGAGAUCAUGGACGGGCUGCAGGAGCAGGCGCUCGAGGACAAGAAGAUGCGCUCGUACGCGGUCAUACCGCCGCUCAUGCACGACGCCCGGCAGCGCCACUGCGCGUACCACAACGAGAACGGCCUCAUCGAGGACAUGUCCACCGUGUACAAGCAGCACAACGCCGUCAACCUGUGGACGGCGGGCGAGAAGGAGACCUUCAAGGAGAAGUAUCUGCAGCACCCGAAGAACUUCGGCGUGAUAGCCGCCAGCCUCGACCGCAAGUCCCCGCAGGACUGCGUCCGCUACUACUACCUCAGCAAGAAGCAGGAGAACUACAAGCAGCUCCUGCGCAAGUCCCGCCAGCGCACGCGCAGCUCCCGCAACCCGGCCAAGGCCCAGGCCGCCCAGCCCCAGUGCAUCAUCGACUCGCUGACGACGGGCGUCACCACGCGGCUGCAGCGCGAGCAGCAGCAGAAGUCCGGCGGCCGCUCCUCGGCCAUUGCGGAGCGCGAGCGGGCCGAGCGGGCCGCCGAGCGGGAACGUGUCGCGGAGAAGGCCGCCGCCGAUGCGGCCAAGGCGGCCGAAAGUGCCGCCGAGAAGGCCAGCGCCGUCACGAAGGCUGUCGAGGCGACUGUCGUCAGCGAGAAGGUGGCCAAGGCGGCCGCCGCCGCCGCCUCCGCCGCUGCCGCUGCUGCAGCAGCUGCCACUACGGCGAUGCCCUCAACAUCAGCGGCGGCAGCAGCAGCACUGGCGGCAGCCGAAAAGGCAGAGCUGGCCGUGAAGGCCACCAGCGGGAGCAGCGAGAAGAAAGCAGCAGCAGGAGCAGCAGGAGCCACCGCCGCAUCAGAGAUCUCAACGGGCAGCAGCAGCAGCAGCAGUUCCACCAGCAGCAGUGAGGCCAAAGCCAAAGCAGCCACGGAAGGUGCACCAGCAGCGGCAACGGCAGCGGCAGCUGCCACAUCCACAACUUCAGCCACCAACUCCUCCUCCUCCUCCUCCGCAACAUCAGCAGCAACAGCAGCAGCGACAGCAGCGAAGCCCGCAAAGGGAGCCACUUCUGGGGCAGCUGUGGAGGCAGCAGCAGCAGCAGCAGCAGCGACUGCAAGCACAACCAAGAGCAAGGCAGAGGCUGCAGCGGCGGCCACGGUGGCUGCCGCCUCGUCCAAGGCGAAGGCGGAAGCUGUCUCCGAUGCGCAGACAAAGGCGGGCGGCCAGAAGGCGGCCAAGCCAGAGGCCUACAAUGCAAGCGGAGAACGCGCCAACACUGCUGGAGCAGGAGCAGGAGCAGCGGCAGCAGGAGCAGCCGCCACAGCAGGAGCCACCGCUGCAGCUGCAGCAGCACCCACUGUGGGCGUGACAUUAAAUGGCUUUAAGCCCGGCUACCAGAGCGUAGUGAUGGCCAACGUGAAGACUUCCUCCUCCUCCUCCUCCGCCGUGGUCGGCAGCAGCAGCGAAGAUGCGGCAGCUACAAGUGGAGCUGUAGCCGCAGCUGGAGCGCCUGGCGGUGCGGCGACGAAUGCGACGGGCGGCGAUAAAAUCGGCGUCAAGCAUGCGCCCGCAGCGACAGCAGCAGCCGCCGGCAGCGUUGGCUUUGCCCUGCCGCCCAGCUCGACAGCCCCAGCGGAGCAGCAUGCGGCCGUGGGCGUGGGCGUGGGCGUGCCCACAUUGACGACGGCCACCACGGCGGGCAAUUAUCUGGGCCAGAAGCUGAAGGCCGCCCAGGUGGAGGGCCUGGGCGCCGGCAACGAUCUGCUCACCGAUGUCAGUGAUUCCAAGCGAAAGCGUUACAGCGAGCUGACGGCCAACGAGGUGCAUCAUCCGCAUGGCAACAGCAACAGCAACAACAUCAAGGCGAAUGCCAAUGCGAAUGCCAAGGACAUCAGCAAGCUGCCAUCCUCAUCGUCGGCAUCCUCCUCCUCCUCCUCGUCCUCGUCCUCGUCGGCUGGAUCGAUGCCCACAGCUGGUUCGCUGGUUAAUGCUUCAACGGGCGCAGCUGCCACCUCGACUGCCGCUUUGCUCAUCUCCGCCGUCUCCUCCAUCAUGUCCACUUCGCCGGCGGGCGGUGCACUCACCACAUCGACCACGUCCACAGUUUCGGCAGCCGGAUCGAUGGCCGAUGGCAGCGGGAAUAACAUAACGUCCAACAACAUGGAUGGCCUAGCUCUGGAUGGCAAAGAUAAACUGGCCAACUGUUUUGUGUGCAAGGCGGAGGCUUGUCCAAGGACGCGUCCACUGAAGAAGGGACGCGGCCAGCAGUAUGGCAUCCCGGACGAGUCGAUACCGGCGGGCGCGCGGGUGUGCAACAGCUGCCAGUGCAAAUCGGUGCGGAAUCGCUACCCGAACUGCCCGUUGUCCACGUGCCCCAAUCCCAAGGAUCGGGCCCAGCGGCUGCGCAACAUACCGUCGCGUCUGUUCGAGCUGGCGCCCGAGGUGCGUGAUCCCGUGAUGGCCGAGUUCCAGAUACCGCCGCAUGCCACGCGCUGCUGCUCCGCCUGCCUCAUGCGCAUACGCCGUAAGCUCGAUCCCCAGCUGAAUCUCACGGACGCUGCCGGCGGUGGGGGCAGCGGCGGCGACGAGACAGAUGUCAGCACCUCGUCCUGCGACGAGCGGGAGCCUGGCGGCUCGGACACCGCCUCCGUGGAGAGUCCCGAGAAUCUGCAGCGACAUAAGCCACUGACCCUGAGCAAGCAGCAGCAACAGCAACAGCAGCAGCAGCAGCAACUACUUCACCAGCAACAGAAACCCUCGUCGGUGGGGAUGCGCGGCAUGGCCGAGCUGCCGCUCAUCAUAACACCCACGCGCAUGAGCUCCAAGUCAUCGGGAGCGGACAAUGAGCGGCUGCUGCCACCGGCAGCCGGACAGGCGCCCAAGAAGCAGAAGACCAGCGAGGAGUACGACUCCUCGGCCACGGAGACGGCUGACGAGGAGAAUGAGAACUCGCCGGCCAAUCGGCAGAGCCCCAAGGUGCUGUUCAAUGCGGCCCAUGCCCACGGACACGGACACGGACAUGUACACGGACACGGCCACGGACACGGACAUCCGCAUGCCCACGGCCAUGGGCAUGGGCACAGCCAUGGGCACGGCCACGGACAUGGACACGGUCAUGGCAGCAACAACGUGGGCGGACUGCAGCCACCAAAUGCUGCCGGGGGACUGGGCGUGGUAAUGGGAGGAGUGCCGCCCGGCAUGGCUCCCGGCAUGGCAGUGGGCGGACAGCAGCAGCAGCAGCAGCAACAGCCACAGCCGCCACCCAUGAACGGACCCAUCAGCAUGCGCCGCGAGGCAGUCAACAAUGUGCAGGAUUGUGUCUUCUCCGUGAUAGAACGAUCGCUGAAGAAGGUGCCAGAACGCAAGCAAUCCUCGCAGCAGCAGCAGCAGCAGCAGCAGCAGCAAUCCGCCACAGCUGGAGGUAUGCCAACCAGCCAGCAGCAGCAGCAAUCCUCUCAGCAGCAGCAGCAGCAGCCUCCACCCUCGCAGCAUCCAAACAAUUUGGAGCGCAAGGAGUUGACAAUUGUCCGGGAAUACCGACAGGAUGGGAACGCCGCUCUACUCAAGCAACAGCAGCAGCAGCAGCAGGCGGUCCCUGGCUCGCUGCCGCCUAGCGGCCUGCCACAUGGCACCUCCGUGCAGAAGCUGCCGUCGCGUCCAGCGGCUGUGCCGCCGCCCUCAUCCUCGAGCAGCAGCAGCAGCGGCUACGGCAACAGCACCAACAGCACCAGCAGCAACAGCAGCAGCGGCGGCAAUCUGGCCACCCUUUCCGUCGUGAACUCUGGCCAUUUGGGGGGCGUCGUCGGUGGAGUUGGUCCGCUGACACAUCCCGGACUUAUAGGCCAUCCCGCGGCCAGCGCUGUGGGCGCCAGUGUCGGGGACAAGGCCACCAUUACGCCCGUCGUGAAGAGCGGCCUGGGUGCCGGGCCCAAGUCCAGCCACUCGGCACCGCCGCCACCCGAGACGAUCAUCUACAAUGUGCCGACCAGCCACGGGCCGCCACCCACCCAUCCGCAGCGGGGAGUGCCGCCGCCGAGCCAGCAGGUGUCCGAUUCGGAGCCGCAAACACUCGAUCUGAGCAUCAAGAAGACGCCCAGGGACCGGGACCGGGACAGGGACAGGGACAGGGACGGUCACUCGCCCCACACGGGACCUGGCGGAUCGGGUGGCUCUGGUGGUCCCGGCGCUGGCUCGGAGCGUCACCUCGUGCCGCCGCCCUCCAUGUCCAGCACCAUGAAGCACAUUGUCCGCUCCACGGCCAUGUACCGCGGCGAGGCCGUCUCCGUGCCCAGCCUGGCCACGGCCGGCUCCUACAUGUACCAGCAGCCGCACGGCCCGCUCAAGGUAACGGGCGGCCUCGGCGUGGGACCGCUGGCCGGCACUGGGCCCGGCACGGGCAGCUCCAUCUACGUCCAGCCCGUACCCGUACCUGUGCCCAUCUCCAUCGGCCAGGGACAGAUGCCGCCGCGCUCCAGCCAGCCGCCGCCGCCAGCCCAGCCGCAGCAUCAGGCCCAGCCGCUGACCAGCGGUCGCGUGUCCUCGAAGGUGCAGCCCAAGCUGAGUCCGCAGCAGGCGCAUCACUUGCAUCCAGCGCAUACCCAGCAUGGGCCACACGGACCGCCCCAUCCGUCGCACCACCCAGCGCACCCGUCGCACCCCUCGCACGCCUCCCCCUCCCAGCAGCAGCAGCAGCAGCAGCAGCAGUUGCUGGUGAAGAGCGGCUCGAUCACGCACGGAACGCCGGCAAACAGCGCCCAGCAGCAGAUAAUUGUGCACGCGGCGACCUCCUCCUCGAUGCUCAGCCCCAAAUUCGAGAGCAUGGUGCGCCAGACGCCGCCGGGCGUGGUGUGUCCGCCGGACAGCGGCAAGCACGGCUCCAUCACGCAGGGCACGCCGCUGCAUCUGCCGCAGCAUCAUCUGGAGAGCAAGCGGGCGUACGACUUCUACAAGAGCUCGCAGCGCCACAGUCCCGCACAGGCGGGGCCCGGCUCUGGGCCGGGUGGGCCCGUGCCCGUGCCCGGGCCCGGGCAGCUGCCGCCACCGCCGCAGCAGUCCUCGCCGCAGGCGCCACCGCCGCAGGGCUACGGCGUCAGCGUGGGCUCGCCCUAUGCGCGCUCACCCUUCGGCAGCGUCGUGGAGCAGGCCCCGGUGCUGAGCUCGCGGCAGAUCGUGAUGCACGACUACAUCACCUCGCAGCAGAUGCAGGGCCAGCAGCAGCAGCGCAAUGUGUCCCGCGGCAGUGCCAGCGACAAGGACAAGGAGUCGCCGUCGCCGCGCAACAGCGUGGGCAGCAGCAGCGGCGGCUUUGCCUACGACAAGGAGCCAACGCCGCGCGGCAGGCCCGAGUACUCGAGUCGCGCCUCCCCAGCCGAUCAUGCCAACAGCACUCCCAGUCCGCAUCGCACGCCGCCGCCGCAGCGUCAGGGCGUCAUACAGCGCCACAACACGGGCUCCAAGCCCCCAUCGCCCGCUGCACCGCCGCGCAUGCACAUCGUGACGCCGUAUCAGUAUCCGCCAGCUGGCCACGAUGCGCUGGCCUCGUUCGUGGAUGUGGCCGUGCAGCAGCCGCAGCUGCCGGUGCCCUCGCAGAAGGGCGACAAGUCGCCGGGCUCCUCGCAGCCGGGCGGCGGUGGAGGGCCACCUGGUCCGGGUAAUCCGCAUGCCGGACCACCGGCACCGCCGCCACAUGCUGUGGCCGUGUCGCAGGUGCCGCCAGCGGCACAUCACGACAUGCGCUACCGCGAGCUGGCCAUGCACCAUCAGCAAAUGGCCGCAGUGGUGGCUGUGCACCAGCAGCAGCUGGUCCAGCAGCAGCAGUAUCGCCAGCACCACCUGAAUGCCGCUGCGGCCAUGCACCUGCAGCGCAGUGCGCGCGACCAGCGGCAGCAGCUGCAGCAGCACAAUCACGCCAUCGAGCGGGACCGGGAGCUGCUGCAGAACCAGGAGCGAAUGCAUCGCGAGCGGGACCGCGAGCGCGAGCGCGAACGGGAGCGCGAGCGAGAGCGUGAACGGGAGCGCGAACGAGAGCGAGAGCGGGAGCGCGAGCGGGAGCGCCGCGAGCAGGACAGGGAACGUCGCGUGGUGGCCGAGGAGCGGGAGCGCCGCAUGGAGCGGGAUCGCAUAUUCGCCAGCGGUGUGGUCAGUGCACCCGGACCCGGGGGCCCGCCACCGCCGGGACAUUACAUACGAGCGCCAGUGCCCGAGACAGGGCCACCACGAUCCAUACCCGAUCGGGAGAGAGAAUACUAUCGUCCGCCGCCACAUGCCAGCCAGCCGACAGAGGACACGCCCGGACAGCUGAGUGCCCAGAGCCUGAUCGAUGCCAUCAUCAAGCACGAGAUAAGUCGCACCAAUGACGCCACCGGGGCCACGGGUCGCGAGUUUCCACGCCCCUCAUUCGUAAGUCCACCCACAGCUGAAUCAAUUGAAAGUUCAGGGAGAAACUUGGUCCCGAACUAACAGCAACUUCUUCUGCCCAACCCACAGCAAUACCAUCGCCAGCCGCUGGAGCUGGCAGCGGAGAACAAUGGCAAGGCGAACUCCCAGUCGCCGAAUGUCAUCAACAUAGACCUGGAUCAGGAGCGACUCUCGGCAGCAGCUGCCGCAGCCACCGCAGCGAUCCAACAGCAGCAGCAACAGCAGCAGGGUCCUCCGCCGCAGCAGCAGCAGCAGCAGCAGUCGAGUCAGUCGAGAUCCGUUCAUGGAUCGAUGCGCGGACAGCCGCACACGCCCACAUCCCAGGCGCAGGGCCCUGGACCGGCGCCCAGCCCACAGCAGAUACACACGAAGAGCAUCACCUUCGGGGAGCUGACCGAUUCGAUCAUCACCAACGAUUACGUCUCCAAUCCGCACAUGCGACCCACGCCGCCCUUUAUGACCUACAUGGAGGGUCCGCCGCAGGCGAUGCUGCCGCCAGAUCGCUGGAAGCAGAACCGACGCAUGCAGCACAAGGCCGAGGAGGCGAAGCAUCAGGCGCAGCAGCAACAGCAGCAGCAGCAGCAUCACCACCAGCAGCAGCAGCAGCAGCAGCACCAACAGCAGCAGCAGCAGCAGCAGCAACACCACCAGCAACAGCAGCAGCAGCAGCAGCAGGGCAUGCCCGUUAGCGGGGCACCCAGUGUGGGUCCAGGCUCAGCCGGUGGUCCGCCUGGCGGCAGGGCCAACACGCCCGAGGAUGGACGCAACAUUAUCCGCAUGCCGCAGGCGGUCAGUCCCCGCAAGUACGCCCACGAGCUGAUGCUCCAUCAGGCGGCUGUGGUGGCCGCUGCCGGCGUGGAGCCCGGCCACUACUUCCUGCCCGGGCCCGGGUCGGUGGUGGGGCGCGUGGGCGUUCCGCCGCCACCCGAUCAGCGUGUGCCGGGCGGCGGCGGUGCCGGCGGCUCGGUGACGACCAUCGACAACUACGUGAAGAAUCGCAUCGCGGAGGUGAUGCGCGACGACAUCUAUGCCAAGAACCGCAUCGUGGAGGUGCGCUCGGACGAUGAUCCCGGCGAUCUGGUGGCCCAGUCGCAUGCGGCCGCAGCAGCGCACGCCGCACACAUGGCCCACGCGGCAGCCUUGGAGCACCAGCAGCAGCAGCAGCAGCAACGCAGCAAGGAUGCCCAGCAGCAGCAGCAGCCGCCGCCAUCGCAUGAGAUCAGCGUGUCCCGGAAGACGCCCAACCAGUACGAGGUGGUCGAUGGCAGCGGACGCCGCUCGGGCGGCGCUGGCUCCAACAGCCACCACCCGUCGGCGUACCAUCCGCCGCCGCCGGCCUUUGCGGCCAGCACCUACACCUACCCGUUCAGCGCAUUGACCGUGCCCAGCGCUGCGGGCGGGCUGCCACCGCCGCCGCAGGCCAUGCAGCUGGCGCACCAGCCAGCGCCGCCCAGCCACCUGAGCGCCAAAGCCAAGGCGGCGCACGCCCUGAGCGAGCUUGGGGGCGCGGGCGGGGGCGUCAGUCUAGUGGUGGGCGGCGGCGGAGCCGGCCUCGGACCCGGUGGCGUGGGCGGCCCGGGGGGCGGUGGCGGUGUCGGCGGACAGGGAGGCGGCUCCCUCGGUGCCAGCGUCUCAUCGGCCGCUGCGGCGGCCGCGGCAGCAGCAGCAGCGGCCAGCGAGCCGAAGCCUCUGCUGUCGUCCAAGUACGAGGCGCUCAGCGACGAAGAUUAGUUGUGACUGCAGGCGUCGUCGUCGGGUCUACGACAUCUGACGGCAGCAGCGACGGCGCCUCCAGCAGCAGCAUCAGCAGCGGCAGUCAAUCCCCUCAGCCCGCUGAGCCUGGUCUACGGCUACGGCUAUCGACGCCACCAUCCGCCCGUGCCGCCGGCGCACACGCAUCCGCACGCGCUGCCGCUACCGCUCCCGCUCACACAUCAGCACUCGCAUCCGCAUGCCCAGCAGCUGCCGCUGCCGCUGGCGCUAACAACGACGCAUCAGCAGGCAUCGCCGCGACAUCACUACCAGCCGACGGCGCUGCCGCCGCCACUGCAGUCGCAGCAGCAACAGCAACAGCAGCAGCAGCAACAGCAGCAACAGCAGCAACAACAUCAUCAUCACCAGCAGCAGGCGGCACAGGAGGCGGCGCAGCGAGCGCAUCAGCAAGCGCAUUUGG